AUGCCUGAAUCCAAAAAAUAUAAUAAGGAAUUAUAUCAGCACUUGAAGGAUUUGUUUGAUUUCAUAGAAGACCAUGAUACAAUUAAAAAAGAAAUUGAAGAGGGUAAGGAGACGAAGGAGCCGGAAAAAAUUAGUACAUAUUGUGAAUAUGUUAAAAAAGCAAUUCCAUUAUAUGAGGCGUUUAAAGGUUUAUGUACAACUCCAGAAAUUAAUAAAUGCACACAUUGUAUUAAAGAUUACCAAAAGUAUGAUCCAAGUGCACUCUUGGAAAAAUCAUCAUGUGAUAAAAAAAUAAAAGAAAAAGGUAAUCAAGAUGAAAGUAUUAAACAGGAAAUCAAACGAUUACAAGAAUCACCUGAAGAUAAUCCUGUAUUAUAUUCAACAAACGACAAAGCAUAUGAUGCAAGUGACUUGAUUCCAUAUCUAAUGAAUUUAUUGAAGGACGGUCUAAGCUACAUUGGUAUAGAUAAGAUUUAUAAUUAUAUUCCAUUUUUACAAAAUAUAAUUAGCUUAGAAAAGUUUAGUGUAAUAGUCGCAUCGACUAUUUUAUUUAUUGGAGGACUAAUCCUUUAUUCUAUUUUGCAUAAGGUAAAAUAA
Molecule: messenger RNA, 597 nt
Organism: Plasmodium vivax (malaria parasite P. vivax)
Lineage: Eukaryota; Apicomplexa; Aconoidasida; Haemosporida; Plasmodiidae
Exons: 1
Coding region: 1-597 (198 amino acids)
Source: RefSeq, a predicted model, not a curated record